AUGCCCUGGGCUUUGAUGGCUCGUGAGCAACAGACAGCAGAGAAUAGUCUGAUGCUGGAUUACGUAUCUCCGUGGAUCUUGUCGAGCCUGUAUCAGUCCAUUCGCGCGUCACACUUCCCAGUUGCCGUUGCCGUAACCGGAACGGUUCUGAUCAAGAUCAUGACGAUCUUGUCUACAGGCCUGCUCACACUCGCCGUUGCCCCGAUCCACAAUAAUGGCACGGCGCUCAUCGCACUGGACAAGUUUCGCAACAAUCCAUUCAAUAUUUCCUCCGUUGUCUCCGCGCCGGUCGCUGCAGUCUGGGCCGCAAGUGUUUAUAACACAACACUGCCCUUCGGAACGACCAGGGAUUUUGCGUUCCAAUCGUUCAAGACCACUAAUCCCUCCAACUCUACUAUUACUGGCGAAGUGGAUGUCAUGUCUGCAGACCUUGACUGCGAAACAGCAGAUCAGAUUUUGGUGAAAGACAAUGGCCCGUACCAGGGGGCCGACAUCGAGAUCUCGUCGCUGUCUUGCUUCAACAUCUCGUUGCAUCCCUAUAUAAGCAAGUCCCAGAACAACAGUCAGAUCUUCAGCUCGUUCUCUGAACAAACAUGCCAUGAGGUACCGUCCAGCACCUCUAAACGGCGCCUUUUGUUCGCCAUUGGACAACUGGAAUAUCUCGAUAUCAGCAUAGACAACGAUACAUCUCCUGAAGAGUAUAAAUGGGUUUUGUCUCAACAAAAAGCUUUGGUGUGCAAGCCUUCCUACGUAGCCGAAAGAGCUGCCGUACGUUAUAACCCGCAAGGUCUUGCCCAGGGUUUUCUUCCAGACGUUUCAGUUAUCCGGAGUCGUCCACCAUCUAUCGCUCCUAGGCUGGAUCCCUGGGCCAUUACGGAGGGCUUCCUCCAAUCUCUAAAUUUUGCCGGCAACGAGUUUCUUGGCUCGCCGGUAGGGUGGGACCGUGAUUGGGCAAUAUUGCACUUCAUGAACGCAACAAUGCCUGAUCUAAGCUUCAACUGGACCGAUGAUGGCUUGAACGACGGCCUUAGUGAGGGCGCAAGUCCUAACAAUGAUAUUACGGUUGUUGGUCCUGCUUUGCGUCAAUACUAUCGCACAGUCGCCGCACAAGUCAUCAAGGCAUAUAUGAUGGUUCCCGCCAAUGAGCCUUUUCAGGGAUUCUCAACGAGUGAUGAGAGUCGCAUAUUUGUCAGGCAACUCUCAUUCUGGCUGAUUGAACUGAUUCUCCUACUGCUUCUAGGAUCUGCUGCAUUCCUCUGUUGGGCUGCGGCGUCGAUGUCCCUUCCCACCGAUCUCAGCUUAAUCGGCGGAGCGGCCACCGUUUUCGCGAGGAGCCCGUACAUCAUGUCAUUGCUCCAAGGUGCAGGCACUCUCGACGUGCCAGCGUUGUGUCAACGCCUUGCCGGCCGAAGGUACUGGACUCAACUUUCUGUCGGAGACCCCGUGCCAACAUUUCGUAUUGAGGGGAUAUCAUCACUAGAAGAAUUCUGUGAAAGAAAAGGGCCUGAUAAGAUCUCUUGGUACCGGCCUUUCGCGGUCUCGGUGACAGCUCGCGUGAUUCUCCUGGCUGCACCACUCGCCAUUGUCGCCGUACUUGAAGGAACCUACUACAUCUCCCGGACACGUCAUGGCCUCUCUGAUGUUCCAUCCAGCGAAUAUGUGCAUCAUGCCUGGACCUACCUCCCAACUCUUGUUAUGGUUUCCGUCGGCUUCCUCUUCGGAAUGCUUGACUGCGAGGUCCGAAUUUUCAAUCCCUUUCAUUGCCUCAGGUUGGGUGGCGCCAGUCCAUCGAACUCUGUUCUAGAGAACUAUCUAAGCAGAGUUGGCGUCCAUGCGCUCUAUACGGCCACCAAAAAGCGUCAAUACGCGGUCGCCACAACCGCGCUGGCUAUGAUGCUUGCGCCCUUGUUGGCCAUCGUAACUAGUGGUCUUUUCACACCCGCCGUUGUACCUCAAACCACCGACGUAUAUAUUCGGCAGCUUGACCAGUUUCGUGUUAACACAAGCAUAUCAUUUGACCCUAACGACCAUUCAGAGAAUGGCAUGGCGGUUGCGAUCCUAACACAAUUAAGCAACGUCUCCUAUCCUAGCUGGACAUAUGAUAAGUUAGCACUACCAACGAUUGAAAUUGUGGGUAGUCCCAUGGUAAAGAAUUUUACGAUCCCAGAGGGGCCGGCAAGCAGGCUGCUGGGCGUAUUGCCGGCCGCUCAAGGUGUCGCAAAUUGCACCGUACUGACACCAGAAUUCAACUUUACAGACUGCGGCGACACUUAUGUGAACCCUAUCGAAGCUAAAGCUCACUUGAGUGAGAUAAACUGGACGCCGGGCAGUUGGAUUGGACGCUGGUCGUCUAAUUUUGACCCGGACGGAUAUGGAGUUCCGUUGGAGAACCUAGUCGGCGCAAAUAAUGUUAAGACCUUACGAGAAACGGCGGAGGCAACAUACAGCCGCAUCGUCGCGCAGAUUCUACAUGCACAGCGGGUCCGCAGCGAAGAACCACUCGGCACUACCAAUGCCACGGUCGUCAACCUAGAUCGCCUUCGUUUGCAGCAGAGUGAGAUAUCCACGCGCAUCUUGCAAGCUCUUCUGGCAACGAUGGCUCUUUGCGCAGCCAUCACCUUCUUCCUGAUGGAUACGCGGAGAGUGCUGCCAAAGAACCCAUGCAGCAUUGCGGCUGUGGCGAGUUUACUUGCUGGCUCGGAAAUGCUGGGGAAGGAUGUCAUUCCGGAGGGCUCGGAGUGGUGCAGUGAGCGGGAGCUAAGAGAUAAAGUAUUUGCGGGAUGGGUAUUUAGUAUAGGGUGGUGGGACAAAGAGAAAGAUGGGAGGGAAGGCAGGAGGUUUGGGAUUGAUGUUGCGAGGGCGGAUGAGCGGCAAGUUCAGGAGGAUGAGCAUGAUGAGCCAGGAAUAAACCAAAGGACCUAA
Molecule: messenger RNA, 2922 nt
Organism: Coniosporium apollinis CBS 100218
Lineage: Eukaryota; Fungi; Ascomycota; Dothideomycetes
Exons: 3
Coding region: 1-2922 (973 amino acids)
Source: RefSeq, a predicted model, not a curated record